GGCUGCCUGCUGGAUCUCUGCCUUCCUCUCUUUUUUUCCUCUGGAUAUGGAGAUAAAAGGUCCAGAGACUCCCAGCAUCCCACAGCAGAUGGAGGACUUCCAUAGAUUACAUUCAAGACCAACUGAGUCUCUUUACCUGAGAGCUGUGCAGCUUCUGGAGUAGUUUCACCUGCAGAGUUUUCACCUCACCUGUGCAGACGGAAACACAGAAGUGAUACCUUUCCCUGUCAAUCCUCUUGCCUUUAAUUUUUCUUGUAUUGCAGGCUCGUCCUGUGCAGCAGCUACAGGCUCUGAACUCUAUCUCCUCCCUCUUUUCUCUUGCACUUGUUCAGCUGUCACUCUGUCUGUCACUCUCAGGAUAUCCCCUUCCCUCAUUCUAGGGUUUCAUAAUGCAUCGGGAUCUGUGCGAGGUCUGACUCUCAUUCAGAGGGGUGGAUUUCAUCCCGCUGCUUUCUCCUCGUUUGAGACUAUGGACAAGUAAUGGGUGCCACUUCGGCGUGGGGUCAUGGAAAUAAUGAAAGGUCACUGUCCAGAGCCUUUAACUGAACUCUGAAUAAGUAGAAACAGCCUUAUUUUUGAGUUAUAGAUGGUCUAACAGUAGUUAUACUGAGGCUGAUUUUCCAGGAGCAAGGUUUUUGUGUAUGUGUGUGUUUUUCGGCUCUAUCGGAUACAAAAUCAUGGGGAACGCAGCAGGAAGCAUGGAGGUCCCCCACGUGAAGGAGGGCAAGGCGGUGUCGGCCCCUCCAGGCUCCACGGGCCCCCAGAAACAAGCCGCGGGGCCGAAACUCCCCUUGCCACCUGAAGACGAGCUGGAGGAGCGCUUUAGUGCGGUGCUGAACACGAUGAAUCUUCCUCCAGACAAGGUGAAGAUCCUCAGCCAGUACGACAACGAGAAAAAAUGGGACCUGAUCUGUGACCAGGAGAGGUUUCAAGUGAAGAAUCCACCGUCUGCGUAUUUGGAGAAGCUGAAGAGUUAUCUGGAUCAUGGAGGAGUCAGUCGAAAGGUAGAAUCCACGUCACACAUCUCAGUUUCAAGUCAUUUUCUGAAUAAUGAAGCACCCACUGACCUCAUAACCACCUGCAUGUGUUUCUGUCAGUUUAAGAGACGUGUCCAAGAGUCCACUCAGAUCCUGAGAGAGCUGGAGAUUUCCCUGAGGACCAAUCACAUUGGCUGGGCUCAGGAGUUCCUCAACGUGGAAAACCAAGGCUUAGAUGUUCUUGUGGAUUAUCUGUCCUUUGCUCAUAGCGCUGUCACGUACGACACAGACACUCUGGACAACGGCCCGCUGCCCACAGACAAAAGCAAAACUCUGGACAAGUCAGUGGAAGAUCUGAGCAGAAGUGCCAGCAACUCGCCCUCUCACAGCGCCUCCAAGGCCGGCAAGGCCUUCGCAGUCAGGAAAGCUGUGAGGAACUCGCGUGUCGUGAGCCAGAAAGACGACGUUCACCUCUGCAUCAUGUGUUUACGUGCCAUCAUGAACUAUCAGUCUGGGUUCAACCUGGUGAUGAAGCACCCCUGCUGUGUCAAUGAGAUCACACUCAGCCUCAACAACAGAAACCCAAGGACGAAGGCGCUGGUGCUGGAGCUGCUGGCCGCCGUGUGUUUGGUAAGAGGAGGCCAUGACAUCAUUCUCUCCGCUUUCGACAACUUCAAAGAGGUGUGUGGAGAGAAAAGUCGAUUUGAGAAGCUCAUGGAGUUUUUCCGCAGUGAAGACAGCAACAUCGACUUCAUGGUGGCCUGUAUGCAGUUCAUCAACAUCGUGGUCCACUCAGUGGAAAACAUGAACUUCAGAGUGCACCUUCAGUACGAGUUCACACGACACAGCCUGGAUGACUACCUGGAGAGGCUGAAGUUCACGGAGAGCGACAGACUGCUGGUGCAGAUUCAGGCCUACCUGGACAAUGUGUUUGAUGUGGGAGCUCUGCUGGAGGAUGCAGAGACGAAGAACGCUCUGCUGGAACACAUGGAGGAGCUGCAGGAACACAACACACAGCUGAGCAGCAGGCUUCAGGAGAGUGAGAGGGAGGCGAUGGAGAAAGUGUCAGAGUUGGAGAAGAAGCUCAUUCAGACCACAAAGGAGGUGGAGCUCCUAAAGGAGAGUCUGCGUGAGUCGUGCUCUCAGGUGACUCUGCUGCAGCAGCGGGAGCGAGAGAGAGAGCUUGAACGGGAGAGAGAGAGGGAAAGAGAGAGAGACAAGGACCGAUCCACCGAGGCCCUGAGGGAGCUGGAGGCCAAAGUCCAGGCUCUGGUGGAGCAGGGCCUGGUCCGGAUGGAGCGCUCCUCAUCCGGACACCUGGACGUUCAGGUGGUCCCCGUCAUCCAGGACGUGGUUCAGAAAGCUAAAGAUGAAGUAGAUACAGGAAAUGACCAUGAGCCCACUCCCACCUGCUCAGACUCGCCACCACACCUAUCUGAAGCUUCUUUAAAGUCAGUGCCGGCACAAGCUCCUCCUCCACCACCUCCUCCACCCCCGCCACCACCACCACCUCCUCCUCCUCCUCCAGGCUCAACAGCAGCUCCUCCUCCUCCUCCUCCUCCUCCUGCAGCUCCACCCCCCCUGCUACCUCCUGGAGAUGGUGCGAUGCAGCUACCAGGGGCAGAUGGGAGCUCAGGUCGUAAAAAAAAGAAUCCCAUUCAGACCAAAUACCGGAUGCCGCUGUUGAACUGGCAGGCCCUCAAAUCCAACCAGGUGGCAGGAACCAUCUUCAACGAGCUGGACGACGAGCACGUCUUAGAGGAGCUAAACAUGGCCGCCUUUGAGGAGCAGUUCAAGACCAAGGCCCAGUCCGUCCCUGUAGACCAGGGCACCCUCAAGAUGAAACUGGCCCACAAGACCCCCAGUAAAGUUUCUCUAAUGGAGCCCAACAGGGCCAAAAACCUGGCUAUCACCCUGCGUAAGGAGGGAAUGGCUGCUUCUGACAUCUGCUGUGCCAUCGAGACGUACAACCAGAGAGCUCUGAGUCUGGACUUCCUCGAGCUGCUGGAGCGUUUCAUCCCCACAGAGUACGAGAUGAAGCUCAUCCACAACUACGAGUGCGAGGGCAGGCCCCUGGACGAGCUCAGCGAGGAGGACCGCUUCAUGGUGCGCUUCAGCAAGAUCCCGAGGCUCUCGCAGCGCAUCAGCACUCUCACCUUCAUGGGCAAUUUCCCUGAGAGUGUUCAGCUGAUACAGCCCCAACUCAACGCCAUCAUCGCCGCCUCGAUGUCGAUCAAAUCCUCCAGCAAACUGAAGAAAAUCCUUGAGAUCAUCUUAGCGUUUGGAAACUACAUGAACAGCAGCAAGCGAGGGGCAGCGUACGGCUUCCGCCUGCAGAGUUUAGACCUGCUGUUAGACACCAAAUCUACAGACCGUAAACAGACACUGCUUCACUUCAUCGUCAGCAUCAUCCAGGAGAAAUACCCAGAGCUGCAGUCCUUCUACACAGAGCUGCACUUCCUGGACAAGGCGUCACUCGUUUCUCUGGACAGUAUUGUGCAGGACGUGCGAGCUCUGGAGCGAGGCAUGGAGGUGACCAGGAGGGAGUUCUCUGUGGAGAAAGAAAAUCCUGUGCUGCAGACGUUUCUCAGCAGAAACACCGAGCUGCUCGACUCACUCACAGCCGAUGGAAAAACUGCACAGGACGUGUAUGACUCAGCCGUGGAGUACUUCGGAGAGAACUCUAAAACCACCCCUCCCUCGGUCUUCUUCCCUGUUUUUGUCAGAUUCAUCAAGGCCUACAAGCAAGCAGAGCAGGAAAAUGAGCAAAGGAGGAAACAUGUCCCGAACUGUGAAGCCCCCUUGACUCCACCCAAACCUGAGGUCAUGGAGAACAAGGUUUCCAUGACGCCCAGACUUCCCCAGAUGGAUCUGAUAGCAGAACUGAAGAGGAGGCAGGUGUCUCCUCUGGUGAGGGAGGGGAAGGACGGAGCCAUCGAGGACAUCAUCACAGCUCUAAAGUCCGUGCCCUUCACGGCUCGCUCUGCCAAACGCUCCUCUCGUCUCUUCUGCGACUCCGUCUUCAUCGACGAGAUCUAAGGAAUCAGCCAUACAGACGGGCAGACGGCGGGCGGCGCAGCGCCAAGUGGAAACCAGGACAACAGCUGCACGUGUCCUCAGACAUCUCCCUGUGAAACCCACUGCAGAGCAGAGCAGACAGCACAAGCACAAGAGAUCAGACAUUUAACUCACUGUGGACACACACUCGUUGUCUCACGCAUGUUAACGAAUGCAGAGGUGAAAAUGCAUGUUUCACAGAGAUGACGACACCCACAACAACAACACCUGACGACAAAGAGUUAAAAAUAUGAGCUGAGAUAUUAUAAAUGAACUUUUCCCUCCAAACUCGACAUGAACACAAACCGUCUCUGUUCUGUUAAAGUACCUUUCUGAAUCAAGUUAAAGUAGAAAUGUUCUGAGUGAAUAUUAGCUGCACUCGAUGCUAAUGACACUGGAUGCCAUAAGAGCUGAUUAAGACAAUUACAUGGAAGAAUGAGCCAUUCAGCUGAUACGUGACGAGAGCGCUUCAUUAACGCUGCUCAGAUCUUUCAGCCUCGGCUCAGAGUGAAGCUUCAAAGAGAAACUUUGACAGACAAACCUCUCAUGAAUCAUUUUUGAUAAGUUUUUUUUUCUUUUUUUUUUUUUUUAAAUGUUCACGACAUGAUUUUUUAAUUGGUUUUAUUUUAAAAGAGAAUAUUAAUUACAGCACCACCGUCCAUCUUACUGUUUGUUUCUGCAGUAGAUUAAAGAUCAAAAAUUAAGCUGAAGAUUUUUAAUAUAUUUAAAUUAUUUUUAAUACUGAGAAUGAUGAACUUGUACUUUGCUUCUGCAUUUCAACAAAUAAAGCAUUUUAUACUGUUCUUGAUUGUGUGUUUUUGCUUUUUGGUGACAUUUAUAUGAUGAAGUGAGUGAAAUAAAAGCCUCCUUAUGCCUCUGACGUCUUUAUGCCUUACUACCCUGUGAUGUUGUCAUGACUUCCUGUACUAAGUCUUGGUGGCACAGCUGUUAUCACUGUUGCCUCACAGCCACAAGGUUUUGGGAUCAAACCUGACAGUCUGCUGUGGCAUCCUAUGACACUGUACGACUUACUGCACUAUGACGUUUUUACGACUUACUACAUACAAUGAUGAAAUAAACCAACAGCAGAUUAUCGACUCAUUGCACCGACAAAUGCCACAGGUGAUUGUUAUUUCAUGUAAAACCACCGGGCUUCUACAUUUUUCUGAUGUCAUGAACUUGUGUUUGAGUUCUUUGGUUUUUCAGCUGCUGUGUCCAAAUGUCUGAAUAUACAGUAUCUGACACAUUUUCUGCUGUUACAACUUCAGUCUCAAUAUAUUUUUUCUCUAAUCACAACUUCAUCUCAUUGUCCUAGCCUUGCAUACAUUGAUAUUUAAAAUUGUUUAGAUUAUAGUAAAAUUAACUGUAAAACUUUUAGGAAUGUUACAUUUUUCUCAUUAAGUUAUGACCCCAUAACUUUGAUGUAUAAUUACAGUUUUACCUCAAAAGAUUAACAGAUAAUUGUAAAAUUGCAAUUUUGUCUGAAUUUAGAUUUUUUUUCUAAUAUUAUUUCUAUUAAAGUUACAUCUAAAAAUGUUUUCCUCAUAUAUAAUUGUAAUUUAUUUUUUCUGAAAAUAUAAUUAUUCAUAGGGGUAUAACUGUAUUGUUGAAAAUUACAAUUUAUUAUGGUGAAAUUACAGCUUUAUUCAUGAAAUCCCUGAUACUAAGCAUCUUUAAUCACACAUACAUUGUUUAUAUAGUUAAAACUUUUUUGUCAGUUCAGAAAUGUUCACAAGAAAUUUACCACAUUUGUCCAAAUGUUUGUCUUUUUUUUUGUUUUUUUACAAUUUUGAAAUUAAACUUGCUGCAGUUUUAAUUCUGUUCCCUGUCUGUUAAAUGGCCAU
Messenger RNA from Seriola aureovittata, 5878 nucleotides. RefSeq names its product formin-like protein 1. Gene Ontology annotation, cellular component: cytosol. The coding region runs from base 642 to 4016 and encodes 1124 amino acids. Gene Ontology annotation, biological process: cortical actin cytoskeleton organization; cell migration; regulation of cell shape. NCBI's taxonomy places the organism in Eukaryota, Metazoa, Chordata, Actinopteri, Carangiformes, Carangidae. The transcript is spliced from 26 exons. The record is from RefSeq and is a predicted model, not a curated record. Gene Ontology annotation, molecular function: small GTPase binding; actin filament binding.